AUGAGUUUAAAACCUUUCACCUACCCUUUUCCUGAGACAAGGUUUCUUCAUGCUGGACCCAAUGUGUAUAAAUUCAAAAUUAGAUAUGGCAACAACAUCAGAGAGGAAGAGGUAGAAAAUAAGGAAGUCAUCAUCCAGGAGCUGGAGGCCCUGGCAGAGAGGAAAGCAGCAGGAGCCACGAUGAGGAAACGAAAACGCACGGAAGUGCCCAGCUCUCCCAGCAGGCCAGGACUGGACAGGGCCAAGAUGGGGACUUCCAACCAAGGGCUCAGCAAAAAGAAGCCCCUUAUGGAAACUAGGAGGAACAAGGCAAGAAAAACCCAGCAGGAAUGGCAGGAAACCCCAGCAUUUGCUAUCACUGAUGCCCAGGACCAGGAUUCUAAGUGGGGAGACAGCCCAGCAGAGAAGACUGUCCCACCAUUGCAGCAAAACAAUCCACCUCUACCUGAAGGACCCGGAGAUCUGCAAACCAGUGGCUUCUUUGGGUUUCUAAGCUCUCUCUUUCCGUUUCGGUAUUUCUUCAGAAAGAGCACCCAGUGAGACUUCUGAGUGCAGCGGCAGGAAGGGCACUGUCUCUUGCAGUGACUCCCCCAGUCCACCCUCUGCUUAUGACAUUCCAGCCACGGGGUCUGAGAGCCCCAACUCCCUGAGUCCUCCCGCGGGUUCGUCCAGUC
This is a messenger RNA of Phacochoerus africanus (Common warthog), 674 nucleotides long. It is a transcript of the gene MAJIN, whose product is annotated as membrane anchored junction protein. Gene Ontology annotation, cellular component: nuclear inner membrane. Gene Ontology annotation, biological process: homologous chromosome pairing at meiosis; meiotic attachment of telomere to nuclear envelope. Bases 1 to 540 code for a protein of 179 amino acids. NCBI's taxonomy places the organism in Eukaryota, Metazoa, Chordata, Mammalia, Artiodactyla, Suidae. The transcript has 7 exons. Gene Ontology annotation, molecular function: DNA binding. The record is from RefSeq and is a predicted model, not a curated record.